Molecule: messenger RNA, 1761 nt
Organism: Talaromyces marneffei
Lineage: Eukaryota; Fungi; Ascomycota; Eurotiomycetes; Eurotiales; Trichocomaceae
Exons: 5
Coding region: 1-1761 (586 amino acids)
Biological process (GO): carbohydrate metabolic process; glycoprotein catabolic process
Molecular function (GO): beta-mannosidase activity
Source: RefSeq, a predicted model, not a curated record
AUGAAACCAUUCUUUAAGCAAUCUUUAUCCUCUGGCUGGGUAUUCAAGCAGGCCGACGAUCUCUCUCCAAAUACAUGGCUUCCAGUUCCGUCGAUUCCGUCAGUCGUACAUCAAGACCUUCUGGCUCAUAAAAAAAUUGCGGAUCCUUUCAUCAGCUUCAACGAGCUCGAUGCGGAGUGGAUUAGUGAAAAGUGCUGGACUUAUCGCACGAAAAUACAGAAACCAUCUAUUCCAGAUGGGGCAAAGGCCUUUCUCGUGUUUAAUGGUCUCGACACAUUCAGUACCGUCUAUCUAGAUGGAAAACCUAUAUUGGAAAGCGACAACAUGUUUCUAGCGCAUAGAGUAGACGUGACUGAACAGCUACUCAAGAACGACAAAGAGAAUUGCACUUUAGAAGUUACAUUCGAUUCUGCAUUACUCAAAGCACGUGAAAUUCAGAAGAAGUAUCCGGAUCACAAAUGGAUCAGCUUCAACGAUGAGACAGCAAGACUCGCGGUACGCAAGGCACAGUAUCACUGGGGAUGGGAUUGGGGCCGGAUCUUGAUGACAGCCGGUGUCUGGCGAGAUGUUCUUUUGGAAGUUUACACUUGUAGAAUCGCCGAUAUCUGGGCUGAAAUCAAGCUUUCCAAUAAUCAUCGCAUUGCGCAUGUGACAGCUUAUGCGAGGCUUGAAGCUAGCAAUACCCUGAACGAAUGUCAAGGGACAUUUUUAUUGACCUUUCAGGGCGAGGAAGUCUCUCGCCAGAUAGUUCCGUUGAAGUGUGAUGGUAAAUACAAGACAACAUUUACUGUGGACCAGCCAAAAUUAUGGUGGCCAAAUGGAUAUGGCGAGCAGAACUUGUAUGAGUUGACAUUCGCGAUAACACGCGGGGGUGAUAGUACUCUUCAUCAGUCAACUAAAAAAAUAGGUAUCCGGACUGCAGAGGUUAUUCAGAGACCGGACAAACAUGGAAAGUCGUUUUUCUUUCGAAUCAAUGAAGUUGAUAUUUUCUGUGGUGGUUUAUGUUGGAUUCCAGUGGACAGUCUUCUUCCUCGAAUCCCCAUAGUUGGUUGCGGACCAAUUUUCCAGCGCGUUUUAUAUAUACACCGGUGGAAUGUGUGGCAUGGCCGCCAGGAGAAGUAUCAGAUGUUCGGUACCAUCGGCGGACAUUUCAACAGUGAAUUUGGCAUGGAGGCUUUCCCACAUCUCGAAACCAUUAAAUAUUUUGUCGAGGACAACAAAAAUCUAUAUCCGCAGUCCAAUGUUAUUGAUUUUCAAAAUAAAGCUGAUGGACAUGGAAGACGACUACCCACUUAUCUCGUGGAAAAUCUCCGAACCGCGACUGAUUUGGAGACCUACAUUUAUCUGACGCAAGUCGUCCAAGAAGAAACGAUGAUGUUCGGCUAUCGAGCGUGGCGACGUCAGUGGGGAGACGUUCACGGCCUUGUUGAACUCAAAUUUAUUUCUAUUGCUACCGGGCUUGAGGUCCGAGACCGCAUCGUGCAUGAGAACGUUCGGCUGGCUGCGAACGGGACAACCAAUAUCAUCCUAGACGGUCUCAUUGAUCAUACCAAGUAUUCGGAGCAACACGUACUUGCAGCGCGUUUGUGGGUUGAUGGACGGUUGGUCGCAAGAAAUGUUGACUGGCCACAGCCAUUCAAAUACCUGGACUUCGUAAGCGAUAGUGCAAUUGAUAUUGUACCUGGCGACGAUCCGAUUGUUAAGAUUAAUAAUCUGAAGGCGGGUGACAGCCUGUUGAGAUGGAAAUAUCUCGGACAGUAG